UCAUGGUGUUGAGUUCUGGAAAUCAUGAUGGUUGCCUAAUUGGGUUUAGGUUACGUAAAUGACACGUGCUGAUCGGCAUAAGUGUUUCUCCAUUGGGAGGCAGUGCAAGCUAUCUCCGAUAGGCUCCGCCCCAAUGAUGACAUGGACUGGGGAGCUCCCUCAAGCUCACCUUCAACGAUACACCACAGCUAUCGUCGCGGGUAUUCAUUCACUCGACACAGUACUGUGCACUUGCUUUGUCUUUUGAGUAGUAGCCUUUUGCGUUGCAUUGCGAAUCUCCAGCCAUCUUGCUUCGGACCAGCGCUUUUCGAGUGACUCAGCAUAGCAACAUCUCACGUCGUCCAUCAUGACAGGCAACAGCUUCAACAUCCAUGCGAAUGAAGACCAGACGAGCCGAGAGUACUUCCACCACUCUUCCGCUCAGCGCAUCAACACUGAUGCCGUCAUCGUCGAAGCUCUCCGCCGACAGUACCCCGAUCUUGAUAUCAUUGCUGUACCUCAAGGUACCCUUAAUCUGAUCGCUUAUGCUUCCGCAGGCUAUGCCAAAGCCACUCCCCUCGAUGAUACCUCAAAAGACCCUGUCUAUGGCGUUGCACUCAAAUGGCGCUCCUAUGCCCCGCCGGGCCGUCGACUAGACAAUGGCGCGGGCGCCAUAGUCGAACAGGUCCUGUUUGGGAAAUACUUAUACAAAUGGAAAGAUCAGGAAUUCAUACUGUACAUUGCCAAUGGUCGAGAUGGGUUUGCGUCGUAUCCGGAUAUCACUGUGCAUUAUAUUUUGACACGUGAUGGCCCCAAGGUGAAUGAAUUGAUCAAAGAGGCAACUGUUUGGGGCGUUGAGCUCCAUGAUGAGGUCUGGGUGUUCGACCAGGGCUGGUGGCAGAAAAGUCGUGAACUGUGGAAUUCGGUAGCGAAGAGUCAGUGGAGUGAUGUGAUCUUAGACGAAGGCAUGAAGAAAGCAAUCAUCUCAGACGUGGAGAACUUCUUCGACCACAAAGAGACUUAUGAGAAGCUCAGGGUGCCAUGGAAGCGAGGAAUUCUGUAUUACGGACCACCUGGAAAUGGCAAAACUAUCUCCAUCAAAGCGAUGAUGCAUUCACUUUACCAACGUGGUAAGAACGACAACAAACAGACCGUUCCCACAUUGUAUGUCAGGUCAUUGGCCUCUAUUGGAGGCCCUGAAUAUGCUCUUCGAAGUAUCUUUGCGAAGGCUAGAGAGACCGCCCCUUGUUACCUCGUAUUUGAAGACCUGGAUUCUGUGGUUGACGACCGUGUGCGCUCAUACUUCUUGAACGAAGUCGACGGCCUGAAGUCUAACGACGGUAUCUUGAUGGUCGGUUCCACGAACCAUCUGGACAGGCUGGAUCCCGGUAUUUCCAAGCGCCCGAGUCGAUUUGACCGGAAGUACUAUUUCCCUGACCCAAAUUACGAGCAACGAGUACAAUACGCCAAAUACUGGCAGGGGAAGCUAAAAGACAACGACGACAUCGAAUUUCCAGACGCUAUGUGUCCAGCCAUUGCAAAGAUUACGGACAAAUUCUCUUUUGCAUACAUGCAAGAGGCUUUUGUCGCAAGUCUUCUUGCGAUCGCCGUACGCAAAGAUGCCAGCGAUGCGGAAAUGUGGGCAGGUCCUCUUGACCCGCUCACUACUGUGAAUGCAGCUAUCCGAAUAUCGUCCUUGGAAGAUGUGAGCUCCGACCCGGACUUGGCGAAGCUUGAGCUCUGGCGCGAGAUACAGAAACAGGUACAUAUCUUAAGGGAAGAGAUGGACGAGAAGAGUGCAACCGUUACGCGAGGGAACCGAAGCGGUAGUAAGGAAUUACGCGAAGUAAAUGAUCCUAAGAUUGUCCAAACAACUCUCCCCUACCGGAAGUAAUAAGAGGAUGUGUGGUGGAUAUAAGGAUAUCAAGCAAAAGGGGGUGCAUCUAGAUUACUCGGCAAUCGUGAGUUUCGCAAUUGCGCUUUGGCUUGAAUAUCUGAAGUGUGACUGGUCACACGCAACGAUGAAUGCGCCCGGUUGGUUGAGAGGAUCCUGGAGUUUUAUGCAAUUAUCUCAUAGCGAAUAACCGAGUUCUUACCAUGAAGUGCAUACUGCUCCUAAGCCCAAUAGGAGGUCAAAGUCAAUUCCCAUUGCUUGUUUGAACCUCUGAACUUGUGCAUUGGUCUCACACGGGUAC
Aaosphaeria arxii CBS 175.79 is the source of this 2174-nucleotide messenger RNA. RefSeq names its product P-loop containing nucleoside triphosphate hydrolase protein. Gene Ontology annotation, biological process: protein import into peroxisome matrix. NCBI's taxonomy places the organism in Eukaryota, Fungi, Ascomycota, Dothideomycetes, Pleosporales. The transcript has 3 exons. The coding region runs from base 347 to 1873 and encodes 508 amino acids. Gene Ontology annotation, cellular component: cytosol; peroxisomal membrane. Gene Ontology annotation, molecular function: ATP binding; ATP hydrolysis activity. The record is from RefSeq and is a predicted model, not a curated record.